This is a messenger RNA of Nicrophorus vespilloides, 3816 nucleotides long. Its product is annotated as sodium channel protein 60E-like. Gene Ontology annotation, molecular function: voltage-gated sodium channel activity. The coding region runs from base 36 to 3572 and encodes 1178 amino acids. The record is from RefSeq and is a predicted model, not a curated record. Gene Ontology annotation, biological process: sodium ion transmembrane transport; neuronal action potential; membrane depolarization during action potential. Gene Ontology annotation, cellular component: voltage-gated sodium channel complex; plasma membrane. The transcript is spliced from 17 exons. Lineage: Eukaryota; Metazoa; Arthropoda; Insecta; Coleoptera; Silphidae.
CAUCGAUAUUCACAUUAGAAUGUUGUUUGAAGCUGAUGGCGUUGAGCAAGGAUUUUUUCCAAUGCGGCUGGAACAUCUUCGAUCUGAUUAUAGUAUCUGCGAGUUUGCUGGAUUUGAUCUUCGAGCUGGUCGACGGACUGUCUGUCCUUCGAGGAUUGCGUUUGUUGAGGGUAUUAAAGUUAGCCCAAAGUUGGAUAACAAUGAAAGUUCUCCUGAGCAUAAUCAUAAGCACGAUCGGUGCUCUGGGAAAUCUCACGUUCGUCUUGGUUAUUGUCAUAUACAUUUUCGCCGUCAUCGGCAUGCAGCUCUUCUCCAAAGAUUACACGCCGGAUAAGUUCGCUCCGGAUCCAGUUCCCAGGUGGAAUUUCACCGACUUUUUUCAUUCCUUCAUGAUGAUCUUUCGCAUCCUGUGCGGUGAAUGGAUCGAACCCCUCUGGGAUUGCAUGCGAGCUGAAAGCACAGAGGGCCCUGGUACAUGUCUUGCAAUCUUCCUACCAACUUUAGUAAUGGGUAACUUCAUGGUCCUCAACCUCUUCUUGGCUCUGUUGCUUAACAGUUUCAAUUCCGAAGAAUUGAAAACGAGGAAGGAGGUAUUCAUAAAGGAAGUAGGCGAUGAGUCGAAAUUGGCACAGAGUUUCGAACGAAUUAGGGAGCUCGUUAGGAAGAAAAGGCAACAGAGGAUGCAAGAACAACAUCAGAAUGAAAAUAAUUCUCGAUUGGAGCAGAUUGUCCGUGAAGUUAUGCAGAGACACGCAGAAGAGGAAGCCUUCCAAAAAGUGGGUAGGACAACUAAAGCUUUACAAACAGUGGUUGCUUUUCCUAGAGACAAGAGAAGCUAUCAGGAAGCUAUGAACAGACCAAUAUCGAUCAUAAGCUAUGAUCCACCAGAAUAUCAAGAAGUAGAAAGAGGCGAUGGACAGAUGUCUCAGGUGAAAGGUUAUUCAACAUUAAUAAAUGGAGCAUCUGAGGAAGGAGAAUGCUACGAGAAAAAGCCAUUAGUUUUAAGGAAUAAACAAUUGAGUAUCGACUUGAAGCAAAAGAGAAUCUCAGCUAACCGACCUACUGUAAAGGCAACGAAAGAUGAAAGCGUAGAGAGUGUGGAAAUGAAAAAUAUGAAUCGCGGAGCUUCGGCUGAUACAGAGAAUGACGAAGAGUCAGCUCUGUGUCCGCAAAGAAGUAAGGACCUUGGACAGGCUUUGGUUUCGUACGUGGAUGAGUUAACAGUCGGAGGGAGGAGAAAUUCCAAAGGGCAGUUUAUCGAUGGUAUGGGCAACUUCCCUUAUUUUGGUAGAAACAAAAAGCCAAAAGCACCACCCGAUUGUUUUCCUCAACAUUGUUACCAAAAGUGCGGUUGCUGGAACAAGUGUCUGAAAACGAAGGUCGGUCUAAAAUGGACCCAAGGUAGAACAGCUGUUGUUUCUGUCGUCGAUACACCAGCAUUCGAAUGGUUCAUCCUGGUGUUAAUCUUUGCUUCGAGUGUUACCUUGUGCUUUGAAGAUAUCCAUUUAGACGAAAAUCCAAACUUGAAGGCAGUGCUCUAUUGGACCAACUUAGCAUUCUCGAUGAUCUUCGUCAUUGAGAUGGUCUUGAAAUGGAUUGCUCUGGGAUUUCACAAAUAUUUCACCAGUUUCUGGACUCUGUUAGAUUUCCUAAUUGUUUUUGUUUCACUGUUCAGUUUAUUAAUUGAAGAGAACGAAAAUUUAAAAGUGCUAAGAUCUUUGCGUACAUUAAGAGCCUUGCGACCCUUAAGGGCGAUUAGUAGAUGGCAAGGUAUGAGAAUUGUAGUGAACGCCUUGAUGUAUGCCAUACCAAGUAUCUUCAAUGUUUUGCUAGUAUGCUUAGUGUUUUGGUUAAUCUUUUCAAUUAUGGGGGUGCAAUUUUUUAGUGGCAAAUUUUAUAAAUGCGUUGACGAAACCGGCGAAUUGUUACCUAUUCAUAUUGUUAAUAACAAGUGGGAAUGCAGUGAACAAAAUUUCAGUUGGAUCAAUUCGAAGAUAUCCUUCGAUCACGUUGGCAUAGCGUAUCUGGCCCUCUUUCAAGUGGCCACAUUUGAAGGAUGGAUGGAAGUCAUGGCUGAUGCAGUGGACGCUCGAGGCGUCAACUUGCAACCUCAGCGAGAAGCAAAUCUCUACGCUUACAUUUAUUUCGUGAUCUUCAUCGUUUGCGGCUCUUUCUUCACCCUCAACCUGUUCAUUGGAGUUAUUAUAGAUAAUUUCAAUAUGUUAAAAAAGAAGUACGAGGGAGGAGUACUUGAAAUGUUCCUAACUGAAAGUCAAAAGCAUUAUUAUACAGCGAUGAAGAAAUUGGGGAGGAAGAAACCGCAGAAGGUUAUAAGAAGACCUCUGAAUCCGUUUUUGGCGAUGUUCUAUGACCUUUCGAAUUCGCGUCGAUUCGAAAUAGCAAUUUUCGUGCUGAUCUUUCUGAACAUGUUGAGCAUGGGAAUCGAGCAUUACGAUCAGCCUCAUGCUGUCUUCUUCAUACUGGAAGUGAGCAACGCUUUCUUCACCACAGUUUUCGGAUUAGAAGCCAUCGUAAAGAUAAUCGGUUUGAGGCAUCACUACUUCACGGUGCCUUGGAAUGUCUUCGACUUUUUACUGGUACUGGCUUCUAUAUUCGGUAUUCUCAUGGAAGAUAUAAUGAUAGACUUUCCCGUCUCGCCGACAUUGUUAAGAGUAGUGAGAGUUUUUAGGAUUGGUAGAAUUUUAAGAUUAAUUAAGGCCGCUAAAGGAAUUAGGAAAUUAUUAUUUGCAUUGGUGGUUUCGUUGCCGGCUUUGUUUAACAUCGGAGCUCUUUUGGCUUUGAUAACAUUUAUUUAUGCCAUUAUUGGCAUGUUUCUGUUUGGGCACGUGAGGCAACAAGGUGCCUUAGAUGAUAUGGUGAACUUUCAAACAUUCGGGAGAUCGAUGCAUCUUCUCUUCAGACUUAUCACCUCGGCAGGAUGGAAUGAUGUCUUGGAGUCGCUGAUGAUAGCACCUCCAGAUUGCGAUCCUACUUUCAAGAGGCAAUCGAAUGGGGACUGCGGAUAUCCCCUCUUAUCGAUAAUCUACUUCAGUAGCUUCAUCAUCAUCAACUAUAUGAUAGUCAUCAACAUGUACAUAGCUAUAAUCCUGGAGAAUUUCAAUCAGGCGCAUCAAGAGGAGGAGAUUGGCAUUGUCGAGGAUGACCUAGAGAUGUUCUACAUAAGAUGGUCAAAAUAUGAUCCUCACGCAACGCAGUUCAUCGGGUUUUCUCAGCUGUCCGAUUUCAUUGCAUCAUUGGAUCCUCCUUUGGGUAUUUCCAAACCUAAUACUGUUGCUUUGGUCAGCUUCAAUUUGCCGAUAGCGAAAGGGAAUAAAAUCCAUUGCUUGGACAUAUUGCAUUCUCUGGUCAAGCAUGUUUUAGGACACGUAGAGGAAACGGAUAACUUUAGACAGUUACAAGACCAGAUGGACAUAAAAUUCAAAAAGCAAUUUCCGACUAGAAAAGAAUUAGAGAUAGUCUCGUCGACGAGAAUCUGGAAGAGGCAGGAUAAAGCGGCGAAGAUUCUGCAGAAAGCGUUCCGUGAUUACGUAAGGUGCAAAGCUUUUUCUUAAAUUCCAUUCACUCCACACCAAAUUUAAUGCAAUCUUCGACCAAAAACGAAACACCUAUAUCAGCCUAAGUAUGUUAUGUUUUUUUACGCAGAAAAGGGAUUCAGGAUUUUCAGUACUAACAGAUUCUACAAAACACAUGCUUUUUGCAACUCCAAAUUCAAAAUCUUUCGUAAUCUAUUGAAUCAGUAACUGAAAUCCUCAUGCCCUCAUAAAAUAUAUAAAUAAACAAAUUCAUUAUUAAAUU